AUUCGGCAUGGAAGCGAUGUUUGAGGCGGCGCUGGCCGACGUGCCGGCGACGCAGGUCGUGGGCAUCCUCUGCGCCAGCCUCCUUGCCGUUGCGACCACGCUGACGUGGCUGCUCGUCCUGCGUCCGCACGACCCGACGAUCCCUCCGUGCGUGGUCACGCACACGCUCUCGGACGCGAUGGACCUCGACACGCUUCAGCACCGCUGCUCGCUGCGCGAAAUUGACCGCGAGAUCGACGCCGUGCGCAAGGCCGCGAGCGUGCGGCGACUGGACGCGACCGACCCUCUUCCAGCGACCGAUCUCGCAGGCGACGGCGCGUGCGAAGUCAAGACCAUCCUUGAGAUCGUUCGGCGCGACGGGCCCAACGCGAGCGCGCUACGUCGACCGCUCACGACCAUCGACGAGCUCCUGCGCUACUUCAAGGCGCCCGACACGCGUGACGUGAGCAAGACGUCGGUCGUCUGCAAGGUGCUCCUCAAGCACGACGCCCUCGGCGUCCUCCGCGACUUGGCGGCCACGACCAGCGACCAUGAGAUCCAAGCACUCGCACAGCGUAUUGUCGAGUCGGCGGUCGCGUCGAUUUGGAGCUAG
Saprolegnia parasitica CBS 223.65 is the source of this 592-nucleotide messenger RNA. RefSeq lists its product as hypothetical. Bases 8 to 592 code for a protein of 194 amino acids. The transcript has 4 exons. Lineage: Eukaryota; Oomycota; Saprolegniomycetes; Saprolegniales; Saprolegniaceae. The record is from RefSeq and is a predicted model, not a curated record.